AUCUAUUUCCUGGUUAUUAUUUUAGUAAUUACCAUGAUAUUACCUUAUAGUAUAUUAUAUUACACUAUUACCUUGUUAUUGCCGAGCUGGAAUGUAAAGCGCUACUGUGAAAAGAUAAUGAAACCUCUAAUUUAGGAUGAUUUUGUUUAAUGGCGAACCAUUAUUUUUAAGUAUAUCUGAGGAGUCAGUGCAUACUGAUCAGAAACAUGUGGGAGUGCCUGACUGGGCGGGACUGGAAACCCCUGCCGGCGUGAAUCCAGAGCAGCACACGUUCCGCCCAGGUGAGCAUCUGUGCACCUCUGCGGGAAGGUGUGGCCUGUUUGUGUUUAUCACCUGCACGAAGUGAAAGGUGCACACGUAAAUCGGAAGCUCUGCACUACUGACGGUUCAGCAGAUAAGAUAUUAGUUUUUGACAUGAAAAAGUCGUUGAGUUUGUCGUCUGAGGGCUCCCUCCCUCCACCGGACGAUGAUGUGGACUCGGUCUCUCCGGACGAGCUGCUGGGCUCUCAGUCUCGCCUCUGGCUGGCGGAUGUGUUAUCCGGGAACAUGCCCUCUGAGGGCGGCCAAGCGAACACCUUCGGCCGGGACGGACUGUUCGUGGACUAUCACUUCCCACUGGGAGAGCUGGAGAUGCAGCCCGGGGUCAAGUGGAAACGACCAAAGGAGCUCUGUGCGUCGCCUCAGUUUAUAGUAGAUGGAGCAACGCGCCUGGACAUCUGCCAGGGGAAACUCAAUGACUGCUGGUUACUUUCCGCUAUCGCGUCUCUCGCAGUGCAUCCGUCUCUGCUCAAAAAGGUUGUGCCUCUAGGACAGAACUUCCAGGAUGGAUACAACGCCUGCUUCACCUUCAGGUUCUGGCAGUACGGUCAAUGGGAGGAGGUGAAGAUUGACGACUUGUUGCCGACUCUGAACAACAAUCUGAUCUACCUCAGCGCCCCAAACAAACACGAGUUUUGGAGCUCUUUGCUGGAGAAGGCCUAUGCCAAACUGAAAGGUGGCUACAGAGCUCUGGACAUGGGCUUCCCUCACGAGGCCAUGGUUGAUAUGACAGGUGGGGUAGCUGAGGUUAUGAAGAUCGCCUUGCUGCGAGAUCUUCCAACCCUCCUCAAAUACCUGCUGGAUAAAGGAGCGCUUAUCAACUGCGCCAACUGCCAGGGUCCACUGGAGCAGAGGAAUGAACUGGGGAUCAUGUUCAGACAUGCUUACUCUCUGACUGCGAUAGAGAAGGUGAAGACGACACAUGGCCCCGUGGAUUUGGUGCGAAUCCUCAACCCAUGGGGCAACACAGAGUGGGAGGGUCCGUGGAGUGACUUUAAAGGUCCAGAGUGGAACACGGUGAGCAUUGCGGAGCAGCGGAGACUGGAGAGAGUCAGACAGGAGGACGGGGAGUUCUGGAUGUCGGUGUCAGACUUCCGUCAGAACUUUGAGACGAUGGAGGUGUGUCACCUGACUGAACCUCUCAACGAACCAGGCUACAGCAUGCAGCCGUGGUCCUGCAUAAUGCAUCAUGGGACAUGGGUGCCCAGCAUCUCAGCAGGAGGCCCGCCCUCACGGGGUUGGUUCUGGCGAAACCCUCAGUUCCACUUCGUCUUGUCACAUGUGGACAACUCUCAGAAGACCUGCUCUUUCAUUUUGGCUCUGAUGCAGAAACACCAGAGACGCAGAGGCAUUAACCUGGCUCUGGCCCUGCAUAUAUACCCGGCCCAUUCUAAGAAUUCACACCUGUCGCCCGAGGACUUGCGUGUGCUCCGCCCGGUCCUCUGCAGCCCAAAUUACUCCCCACAUCGGGAGGUUGUUCUUCGCGGCUCCCUUCCGCCGGGUCGUUACGUCAUCAUCCCGUCCACCGCCGAACCCAAUCAGCAGGGAGAAUUUCUCCUCCGGGUGCUGACGGAGCACGGCAACGCCGCCACUCCAGCUAACAAACCAGAGGCACAAGACAUCUCUUCAGUAACAGAGCCUUCGUUUCCUCACCUGGAUGCUCUUCCUUCACCUGAAACUACGAGACAACUGUUCAAGAAGCACCGCAACCAGAAGGGGUUUUGCAAACCAGUGCAUCUCCACAACCUGCUGACUGAGGCCAUACAGGGAGGAGUGUUAGCCGGCAGUGAGAAGAACUUGUCUCUGGAGCACUGCAAGAGCCUGGUGGUCCUCAUGGAUACUCAAGGCAUCGCUCAGCUGAGCUGGACGGGGUUCCAGAGUCUGUGGGAGAAGAUCAGUAGGUGGACGGAUAUCUUCCUGGUGUUUGACAAGAACAAUACGAAACGCCUCGAGUAUCAAGAGGUGGCUCCCGCUCUGAAGGCAGCAGGGAUCAUGGUGGAUGAUUUAGUGAUGCAGCUGGUUGGACUGAGAUACACAGAGGCGGACAUGACCAUCAGUUAUCCCGGCUUCCUGUACCUGCUGAUGAAACUGGAGAGCAUGAUCCACAAAUUUCAAGCGUAUGACAUGGUGGGAAUGGGAACUGUAACCAUCAACUACAGACAGUGGCUCCACAUGACCAUGUACAACUGACCUGAUCCGCUCUGACGACUCGCCAGGAUUUCCUUCGUGUAGUAUUUUUGUAGCAGUUUUUUUAAUGCUUGAUUUUCAUUGUGUAGUAUUAAUUUUUGUUCAAUUGUAUUAAAGUUAAUGUACAGUUUAGUUCAGCAGCAAACAAAAAAACAAGAUUUGUACUUUUGGACUUUUUGUGCCAUUUUUCCUUUUGUACAUCGUCGUCAUAUAGUCAAACAGUAACAGUGGAAACUGAAACAAACGAUGUCAAAGGUCAAAGAAAUACGAGCUGCUGUGAGGAAAGUUUAUGAUUCACUGUGUUGGUGACACAUUAGCAGAAACUUUGAUGUAACAUUUCUCAGCCUCAGUUAGAGAUAUUAGACUCUCCUUCCAGUCUAACAUGAAAAUGAAUAGGCAGCCACGAUUAGAGCUUCAAGCAACAGUUAUAUUGAUUUAUCAUGUAGUCGACUAAUCAUUUCAGCGUUUUUCUCCACUAUGCAUUUCUUAAGUGACAAAUAAAACUUGCUGGGAUGAGUUUAAAGUUAUGGUCUGAUUUACAGGAUGCUUUAAACAUGUUUGUAAAAAUGUAUGUAGCGGGUUUUGAACUCACUAUUUCAAUUUGUUGCUGGCUUUUUUCAGCAUAAAGCUGUUUGAAUAAAGAUUAUUGAAAGA
Thunnus maccoyii (southern bluefin tuna) is the source of this 3159-nucleotide messenger RNA. RefSeq lists its product as uncharacterized. Gene Ontology annotation, cellular component: cytoplasm. Lineage: Eukaryota; Metazoa; Chordata; Actinopteri; Scombriformes; Scombridae. Gene Ontology annotation, biological process: proteolysis. Bases 415 to 2508 code for a protein of 697 amino acids. Gene Ontology annotation, molecular function: calcium ion binding; calcium-dependent cysteine-type endopeptidase activity. The transcript has 20 exons. The record is from RefSeq and is a predicted model, not a curated record.